AUGACACCUAUUUGUCCGUCACCGUGCCUCACUUCCCGAACUAUCUUAUUUUCAACGGACCCCUACGGGCCUUAUGGUCACGGAAGUUUCCUGCCAAUCACCGAGCUUUUGGCCAAGCACUUCAUCAAGAUCUUCGACAAGAUGUCCUCUGAGGGCGUCACUUCGUUUGAUCCUAAACAGGAAGCUGUGAACGAUUUCAUUCAGCACCGCCGCCAAUUUCUGCCCCGUACGGCGUGGUCGUCCCCGUGCCGCUCCUGGUUCAAGCAGGGUACAGUAGAUGGCGAGAUCAUGAUGUGGCCUGGCUCGCGUAUACACUUUUUCGAGACUAUGCAAAAUCCACGCUGGGAGGACUAUAAUCUCAGCUACACGACUACCAAUCGAUUUGGUUACUUUGGCAACGGUUUCGCUGCCCGCGAGUUCAGUGGGCAGGACCUUAGUUGGUACAUCGGUAUGCUGGAAGGUGGUGAUCUUCAGCCAGAAUUACCCGAUGAGGAUUUCGCCGAGUUCAUGGUGCAAUCACAAACCGACUGA
Messenger RNA from Didymosphaeria variabile, 531 nucleotides. RefSeq lists its product as uncharacterized. Lineage: Eukaryota; Fungi; Ascomycota; Dothideomycetes; Pleosporales; Didymosphaeriaceae. The transcript has 2 exons. The record is from RefSeq and is a predicted model, not a curated record. Bases 1 to 531 code for a protein of 176 amino acids.